Messenger RNA from Labrus mixtus (cuckoo wrasse), 5220 nucleotides. Its product is annotated as NLR family CARD domain-containing protein 3-like. The coding region runs from base 45 to 3479 and encodes 1144 amino acids. Lineage: Eukaryota; Metazoa; Chordata; Actinopteri; Labriformes; Labridae. Gene Ontology annotation, molecular function: protein binding. The record is from RefSeq and is a predicted model, not a curated record. The transcript is spliced from 11 exons.
UUGUAGUGACAGAGUGCAGCUCUCCCAGCAGGGGGCGCUGUGCUAUGGAUCAGUGUGAGGACACAGAGGAUGGAGUCCCUCCCUCUAAAACCUCUCUGUGUGAGGAACAUGAAGGUCUGAGGAUGCAGGAACAGAGACCAGACUCUCCUGGACCCAGCUGUGUGUCCAUGAAGAGUGACCGGUCUAAGGGUUGCCUUAUUGAGUUUAAAGAUGGACGUCCUGCUGAUGGAAGGAUGCAGGAACAGAGACCAGACUCUCCUGGACCCAGCUGUGUGUCCAUGAAGAGUGACUGGUCUAUGGGUUGCCUUAUUGACCUUAAAGAUGGACAUCCUGCUGAUGGAAGGAUGCAGGAACAGAGACCAGACUCUCCUGGACCCAGCUGUGUGUCCAUGAAGAGUGACCGGUCUAUAGGUCACCUUCUUGACUUUAAAGAUGGACGUCCUGCUGAUGGAAGAGUUCAACAGGAGAGCUCCAACGUUCACAGAGAUCAAUCAGACCAGCAGAAUCCAACAGACCUGGACUCCAUCUUUAUGCUGCUGGAGGAGAACAUCAUCACCUUUGUGAAGAACAAGCUGAAGAGAGUCCAGAGGGUUCUGAGUCCAGAUUACCCAGAAUGCUUAGAGAGUCAGAGUGAGGAUGAAGAGCAGGGGAGAAACUGUAUAGAGGCAUUUUUGAAGAUCACUCUUCACUUCCUGAGGAGAAUGAAGCAGGAGGAGCUGGCUGACUGUCUGCAGAGCAGAACAGUCGCUGCAGAGUGCCGGCGUAAACUCAAAUCUAACCUGAAGGAGAAGUUCCAGUGUGUGUUUGAGGGGAUUGCUAAAGCAGGAAACCCAACCCUUCUGAACCAGAUCUACACAGAGCUCUACAUCACAGAGGGAGGGACUGGAGAGGUCAAUGAUGAACAUGAGGUCAGACAGAUUGAAACAGCAUCCAGGAAACCACACAGACCAGAAACAACCAUCAGACAAGAAGACAUCUUUAAAGUCUCACCUGGAAGAGAUGAACCAAUCAGAAGAGUGAUGACAAAGGGAGUGGCUGGCAUCGGGAAAACAGUCUUAACACAGAAGUUCACUCUGGACUGGGCUGAAGACAAAGACAACCAGGACAUACACUUCACAUUUCCAUUCACUUUCAGAGAGCUGAAUGUGCUGAAGAAGAAAAAGUUCAGCCUGUUGGAACUUGUUCAUCACUUCUUUCCUGAAACCAAAGAAGCAGGAAUCUGCAGGUUUGAAGAGUUCCAGGUUGUGUUCAUCUUUGACGGUCUGGAUGAGUGUCGACUUCCUCUAGACUUUAAAAUCACCGAGACCCUGACUAAUGUCACAGAGUCCACCUCAGUGGAUGUGCUGCUGACAAACCUCAUCAGGGGGAAACUGCUUCCCUCUGCUCACCUCUGGAUAACUACACGACCUGCAGCAGCCAAUCAGAUCCCUCCUGAGUGUGUUGACAUAGUGACAGAGGUCAGAGGGUUCACUGACCCACAGAAGGAGGAGUACUUCAGGAAGAGGUUCAGAGAUGAGGAGCAGGCCAGCAGAAUCAUCUCCCACAUCAAGACAUCCAGAAGCCUCCACAUCAUGUGCCACAUCCCAGUCUUCUGCUGGAUCACUGCUACAGUUCUGGAUGAUGUGCUGAAGACCAGAGAGGGAGGAGAGCUGCCCAAGACCCUGACUGAGAUGUACAUCCACUUCCUGGUGGUUCAUUCCAAACUGAAGAACAUCAAGUAUGAUGGAGGAGCUGAGACAGAUCCACACUGGAGUCCAGAGAGCAGGAAGAUGAUUGAGUCUCUGGGAAAACUGGCUUUUGAGCAGCUGCAGAAAGGAAACCUGAUCUUCUAUGACUCAGACCUGACAGAGUGUGACAUUGAUAUCAGAGCAGCCUCAGUGUACUCAGGAGUGUUCACACAGAUCUUUAAAGAGGAGAGAGGACUGUACCAGGACAAGGUGUUCUGCUUCAUCCAUCUGAGUGUUCAGGAGUUUCUGGCUGCUCUUCAUGUCCAUCUGACCUUCAUCAACUCUGGAGUCAAUCUGAUGUCAGAAGAACAAACAACAUCCUGGUGGUCUAAAGUAUUCAGAGAAAAACCUGACCCAACACCUUUAUAUCAGAGUGCUGUGGACCAGGCCUUACAGAGUCCUAAUGGACACCUGGACUUGUUCCUCCGCUUCCUCCUCGGUCUUUCUCUAGAGACCAAUCAGAAUCUCAUACGAGGUCUGCUGACACACACAGGAAGUGGCUCAAAGACCAAUCAGGAAACAGUCAAGUACAUCAAGGAGAAGAUCAGUGAGGAUCUGUCUGCAGAGAAAAGCAUCAAUCUGUUCCACUGUCUGAAUGAACUGAAUAAUCGUUCUCUAGUGGAGGAGAUCCAACAGUCCCUGAGAUCAGGACGUCUCUCCACAGAUAAACUGUCUCCUGCUCAGUGGUCAGCUCUGGUCUUCAUCUUACUGUCAUCAGAAAAAGAUCUGGACGUGUUUGACCUGAAGAAAUACUCUGCUUCAGAGGGGGCUCUUCUGAGGCUGCUGCCUGUGAUCAAAGCUUCAAACAAAGCUCUGCUGAGUGGCUGUAACCUCUCAGAGAGAAGCUGUGAAGCGCUGUCCUCAGUCCUCAGCUCCCAGUCCUCUAGUCUGAGAGAGCUGGACCUGAGCAACAACAACCUCCAUGAUUCAGGAGUGAAGCUGCUGUGUAGUGGACUAAAGAGUCCUCUCUGUAGACUGGACACUCUCAGUCUGUCAAACUGUCUGAUCAUAGGAGAAGGUUGUACGUCUCUGGUCUCAGCUCUAAGCUCCUCCCCCCUGCGAGAUCUAGACCUGAGCUACAAUCAUCCAGGAGAACGAGGAGAGAAGCUGCUGUCUGCUCGACUGGAGGAUCCACACUGCAGACUGGAGACACUGAGGUUGGACCAUAGUGGACUGCACAGACUGAAGCCUGGUCUGAGGAAGUACGCCUGUGAGCUGGAACUGGACACAAACACAGUGAACAGAUACCUGAAACUGUCUGAUAACAACAGGAAGGUGACACGUGUGGAGGAGCAUCAGUCAUAUCCUGAUCAUCCAGACAGAUUUAAACACUGGUGUCCUCAGCUGCUGUGUAGGACUGGUCUGACUGGUCGCUGUUACUGGGAGGUCGAGUGGAGAGGAAAGGUUUAUGUAUCAGUGAGUUACAGAGGAAUCAGAAGGAGAGGAGGCAGUAAUGUAUGUUUGUUUGGAUUAAGUGAUCAGUCCUGGAGUCUGAUCUGCUCUGAUGAAGGUUACUCUGUCUGUCACAAUAACAGAAGAACACAGAUCUCCUCCUCCUCCUCCUCCUCUGUCUCUAACAGAGUAGCAGUGUAUGUGGACUGUCCUGCUGGCUCUCUGUCCUUCUACAGAGUCUCCUCUGACACACUGAUCCACCUCCACACCUUCAACACCACAUUCACUGAACCUCUCUAUCCUGGGUUUGGGUUCUGGUCUCUUGAUACUUCAGUGUCUCUGUGUCGUCUGUCGGUCUGAGAAACACUGCUGACUGAAGAUCAGCUGACUCUGUUCACUCUGUCCAGCUGGUCUGUUUCAUGAUUGGGGGGCGUGAUAAUGGGGGGUGGGGGUGGUAAUGGGGGUUAAAUGUUCUACAUUACAGAAAAACAAUGGACCCCCUUCUUUAAUGUCUGUAUUGUUCUGAUCUCACCAAUAAAAAACAAGUGACAAUUAAACAAUUAAAUUCCUCCUCCUGCUGUCUUGAUAUUGGCAGCAGGAGGAGGAGUCAUGGCUCCAGAUCUGUUACAAAGUGUAAACUUGUCUCUCAGGUGUCUUCCCACAGGCCCUGAAAACAGCAGUCAUCAAGCCACUACUAGCAAAGAACAAUCUAGACAAUAAUGAAUAAUUACAGGCCUAUAUCAAAUCUUCCUCUGUUAGGUCAAAUGAUAGACAAAGCUGUGUUUCAGAAGUUAAAUAACUUCUUGAUAUUGAAAGACUGUUUAGAUGUCUUCCAGUCAGGUUUUGGACCAAACCGCAGCACUGAGACAGCUCUGGUUAAAGUGUUUCAUGACAUCCGCUUAAACACAGACAGAAACUCAGUCUAAGUUCUUCUUGGGUAACACUUUAUAUGAAGGUCCUUUAAAUAAACUGUUAUUACCAUCAAAUCUGCUGUAUAAGACACACUUUAAACCCUCAGGCAUCCGUUUAAUUUACUACCCUCUUAAGUCAUUAAGGACAAAAAUGUUCACUUCCAAAAAUCUGCUAUAAAAAUAGUACAGAUUCACUUUUUUUUCUGCUUUUUUGGGUUAAAUCUUUUGAUCAACUUCAGUCCUGAUCAAAACGAUCAAAUAUUGAAUAAUUAUCAGGAUUUAAACCCUUUAAAUAUCAGUUUGAUAACAUGAUGCUAAUAUUUUUAAUGAAAAAACACAAAAAACGAGUUAUUUUCCAUAUAACAAAUGUUUGGUGUCUGGGGGAUUUCUUUUAAUCAUUCUUUGUUUUGUUAAAAUCUAAGGACAAACAGAAAAUUAAAAUAUUAAUAUGCUUUUAUUUACUUUGUGUUUGAAGGUUAAUCAGCUUUAUUAUUACUUAUCAGGUUAUCUCUGUUGUCAGCCCUUAUUUAAAGUUUGUAUUGAACACUGGAGAGCAGCACUGAGCAGGUCAGGAAAUCAGGUAACCUUUGUGAGCCAGGUGUGUAAACCUGCUGAGUGGCUCUAACUGACAGACAGGAGUGUCAGCGGUGUGUGUGAGAGCAGGAGUGAGGUGAGAGGCUGAGACACUUUCAGGCUGAAUUCAAUGAAAGGAAGACAGCAGAGAUACCUUUGGUAAGUGUGCUGUGUUCUUUGGUAAUUAUGUGUUCAGAAUGUUUGAAUGGUGACAUGUAUUUAAUGUAGGCUGUUUAUUUCAUAGUGAUGCACUCUGCAUUCUGGUUUUAUAGUGUUCACAUGAAACAAUUAAAUUAGAAGGGUAAAUAAUAAUUAAUAUUGAACACAUUUAACUGGUUUGUUUAAAUUGUAAACAAAAGAUAAAGAAGUGAAUAGAUACUAAAAUUCAGAUUAAUUUAAUGGUUAUAUUAACUUAAAUUCUGAUUUGUUUUGUUUGAUGUUAAAAUGGGAAAAAGGAAGGUAAGGAUGCUAAAAGAUGCAUGGUUAACAUUGUAUAAGUGGAAAACUGCUUCCCCAGAUUACUUUACAAUUAUAAUAGGAAUGUAUAUGUGAAGAAUUCUGUUCAUAGAUAUUUUCUUUGCUUUUCAGAACCACACACAAUAAACAGUUGUAACCUC